AACAAAAGAGUAAGAAGUUAGAAAGAAAGAGUAACAAAUAUAACUAUAAUGGCUGAGGAAGUGAAGGUACUGGGCAUGUGGAUAAGCCCUUUCAGUCGCAGAGUAGAGCUAGCUCUAAAACUGAAAGGUGUCUCUUAUGAAUACAUCGAAGAAGAUCUUGCUAACAAGAGUCCUUUGCUUCUCAAAUAUAACCCAAUUCAUAAGAAGAUCCCUGUGCUCCUACACAACGAAAAGACCAUCAUUGAAUCCAUUGUCAUACUUGAAUACAUUGAAGAGACAUGGAAAGGCUAUAGCUUACUUCCUGAAGAUCCUUACCAGAAAGCUAUCGCCCGUUUCUGGGCUAAGUUCAUAGAUGAGAAGUGUUGGACUGCAGUGUGGAUAGCUUGCUGGAGUGAAGGGAAGGAGCAAGAGAAAGCCAUGGAAGAAGCAUGGGAACACCUAAGGACAUUGGAAAAUGAGCUUAAGGGGAAGAAGUUCUUUGGAGGGGAGACUAUUGGAUUUGUAGACAUUGCAGCAAACUUCAUAGCCUUUUGGGUUGGAGUAUUUGAGGAAGUAACAGGCAUAAAGUUGCUAGAUGAAGAGAAACUUCCCAUCUUAUGCAGAUGGAUUGAAGAGUUCCUCAGUUGUGAUGUUGUGAAGGAAUGCUUGCCUCCCAGAGAUGAGUUGAUCAUGUUCUUUCAAGCUCGCAAGGAAGCUAUCACUGCAUCCAAAUCCAUGGUUUAUAAAUUAUAAGUGACUGGUGUGUCGUUUUCAUUGGUAGUGAACUUGUUACUAAUACAUAAAUCAUCCUAUGUACUUCUUGUGUUUGUUUUCUGUUUUAUGUAUUUAGAUCUGUAGCCUCAUCAGCAGCUAGUGAGUUCUUUAAGGGCACAGAUUUCUUAGAUUAGAGGGAAAAAACUGUUGUUUGACUUUCAGUAAUUGGAAUUUAGUAAGCUGUGACAAAAAUAUGCAAAUUAGCCAA
Molecule: messenger RNA, 961 nt
Organism: Macadamia integrifolia
Lineage: Eukaryota; Viridiplantae; Streptophyta; Magnoliopsida; Proteales; Proteaceae
Product: probable glutathione S-transferase
Exons: 2
Coding region: 49-732 (227 amino acids)
Biological process (GO): glutathione metabolic process
Cellular component (GO): cytoplasm
Molecular function (GO): glutathione transferase activity
Source: RefSeq, a predicted model, not a curated record